AUGGUGAAACCAAUUGUCACAGAAAAUGCCCUGAUUAAGGGGAGCCGUGUCGCUUAUGGCGUUUACGGCACUGGAAAGCCAGUCGUCCUUAUCCACGGAACACCGUCCUCAUCCCUCAUUUGGCGCAAUAUUGUCCCAAAGCUUGUCGAUGGUGGCUACAAGGUCCACGUCUUUGACCUUCUUGGCUUCGGCCUUUCAGAACGCCCAUGGGACUCAACCGUGGACACUUCAAUGACAGGCCAGGUCGCAAUUUUAGAGGGCCUUUUGGAGCUUUGGGGUUUGGAAAAGAUUCAUAUCAUUGCCCAUGAUAUUGGGGGCGGUAUAUCACAACGCUUCGCCGUAUUCUCGCCCGAGAACGUUUUAUCUCUGACUCUUAUCGACGUCGUAAGCUUCGAUAGCUACCCCUCAAAGCGGACCAAACAGCAAAUGCAGAAUGGCCUUGAAGCCCUGACUAAGACAGACAGUGACCAACACAGAGCUCACUUCAGAGAAUGGCUCUUAUCCGCCGUCAAGAAUCCAGACAAGCUUGAGAAGUCAAGUCUCAAUGCAUAUCUGGACUAUAUCUCGGGACCCAUUGGACAACCUAGUCUGUUUGAGCAUCAAGUUCGACACUAUGACCCGAAGCACACGUUAGAAGUGGCGCCCCGUCUCGGUGAACUCGGGAAACUACCUGUGCAGUUGAUCUGGGGUGCUGAUGAUGCAUGGCAGGUGGUUGAUUGGGCCUACAAACUUCACGAUGCUAUUCCUGGGUCAGAACUGCUGAUUGUGAAGGAUGCUGGCCAUUUCUCUCCUGAGGAUCAACCAGAGAAGAUAUCGGAGCUUCUCAUUAGCUUUCUAGGGAAACAUUGA
This is a messenger RNA of Fusarium subglutinans, 849 nucleotides long. RefSeq names its product pisatin demethylase. The record is from RefSeq and is a predicted model, not a curated record. The transcript has a single exon. The coding region runs from base 1 to 849 and encodes 282 amino acids. Lineage: Eukaryota; Fungi; Ascomycota; Sordariomycetes; Hypocreales; Nectriaceae. Gene Ontology annotation, molecular function: catalytic activity.